Annulohypoxylon truncatum is the source of this 885-nucleotide messenger RNA. Its product is annotated as yippee-domain-containing protein. NCBI's taxonomy places the organism in Eukaryota, Fungi, Ascomycota, Sordariomycetes, Xylariales, Hypoxylaceae. The record is from RefSeq and is a predicted model, not a curated record. The coding region runs from base 1 to 885 and encodes 294 amino acids. The transcript has a single exon.
AUGUAUUCCAUAAUGUUUAACGAGAUCCUACCGGCUCCCCCGCCACCUCCGCCACCCCAAGAAGAGGUACAGGGGCCAAGGUUCCCUGUCUACCUGCUUCCGAGCCUUACUAUGCCGUUUCGCCGAAGACGACAAAGCUCACAUUCGAGCUAUGGGAGAUCUCCAAGUGAAACAAUACCAUCACUGAGCUCGACUCCAACGGAAUCGACAACGUCAAGCCCUGUGGAGAGUCCGACGACGCCUUCAUUUUUUCCGCCAACGAACUUGUUCAAACAAAAAGACAGCCGGAAACGAUCAUCCUUAGAACCUCUGGAGACUACAAAGCUCUCACGGACACAGCCCAACACUAUACGGUGUUCUACAUGUGCUUCCGACUUCGCCUUCGCCUCCCAAAUUGUGAGCAAGGGUUUCACGGGUCGAUACGGCCGGGCGUUUCUCGUGUCACCUCCGGACCAACCAUCUCGCAAGGGCACGAAAGGUAGAGAUCUAAUCAAUAUCAAGAUUGGCAAGUCCGAGACUCGCGUCUUAGUUACCGGAUCCCACGUAGUCGCAGAUAUCAUUUGCGCAAUAUGCCAUACCAAGGUAGGCUGGAAAUACAUAGACGCCAAGGAGGAGUCGCAGAAAUACAAGGUCGGAAAGUUCAUCUUGGAGACCCAAAGAGUCGUCGUUUACCGGAACUGGGAAGAUAUCAUGGUCGACGAGAUUCCUGAUCUUGGGGCGGAGCAGCAAGGACUGCAGACAGGAAGCGACGGUGAGCCCGUCAUAUUUGACUCGGACGACGAGGACGAAUGCGAGGAUCUAUUUUCGGGAUCUUGGGACGCUGAGGUCGUAGCGAAGAGACGAAGCCGAAAGGUUAAUCGACGACAGAAGAAGAGCACCGAAUGA